Messenger RNA from Orbilia oligospora ATCC 24927, 195 nucleotides. RefSeq lists its product as uncharacterized. The transcript has 2 exons. The record is from RefSeq and is a predicted model, not a curated record. Lineage: Eukaryota; Fungi; Ascomycota; Orbiliomycetes; Orbiliales; Orbiliaceae. Bases 1 to 195 code for a protein of 64 amino acids.
AUGCAGGGCACAGUAGUCGGCUACACGGAACCCAAUGGUUCACAAGGCAUUGGCAUAGUCGAAGGGUUCUUCAGCGGAAUGUACCUCAUCAAAGUCGCGGACAUCGACGAAUAUGACGAUGAACGGAUAGUUGAAGCUGAGGAGAACGAGGUGGAGGAGUUGCAUGUGUGUACUUAUGGGGUGGGAUGGGAUUAA